Lathyrus oleraceus (garden pea) is the source of this 610-nucleotide messenger RNA. RefSeq lists its product as uncharacterized. The transcript has 2 exons. The record is from RefSeq and is a predicted model, not a curated record. Bases 122 to 421 code for a protein of 99 amino acids. Lineage: Eukaryota; Viridiplantae; Streptophyta; Magnoliopsida; Fabales; Fabaceae.
ACUUGCAACACCUAUAUUGUCCAUUACAUUAUAAAUAACCAUCACUGCACUCUGUGAAUUAGCACACACAAAAUAGUAUUCAAUAUUUCAUAUCAACCAGCAGCUAGCUACUUAUUGAUUCAUGGGCAGAACAAACACGUUGAUGCAUCUCCGGAGGUCUGCUAAGGGAGCGGAGAGUACUGCCGGGCUCUGCAAAUUGAUCUUAGGAAGGGAAGCUGGGUCGCAGCACCGGGUUGAUCAAAAGACAAAGAGUAGUAGUAUAGGGAAGAAGGCAGCAGUGGAUUCAUCGCCGUCAUAUUCAUGCUGCUGGGUUCCGCACCCGAGGACUGGAAUUUACUUCCCUGUUGGCCAUGACUGGGUAAUGGAAGAUGUUCCUGAAGGCGCUGCCACGUUCUCUGAGACCUGUUGCUUCAGAAAUUAAAAACCAUGUUCAUUAAUCCAUGCUACUGUUAAACUAGCUAGCUACUGUUAAACUAGCUAGCUACUGUGGAGGAGUGGAUUGACAACAAUCACAAUCCCAUACUCCUUAUUGCCAUAUAUAUGCAUCCACUCAAUGUAAUAUUAGACCUCCAUCUCACCAGAAAAUAAAUACACCACUAUUACUAUGUUA